GCCCUUUCGGCCAAUCAUAGCAUCCACUCGUAUCACGUGAUACAUUUUCCAGCAAUCGGUGACAGCCAGCUGGCAUCUGCUAGGAUCUCCUACUCCCAUCUUCUACGUCCGGCUCGUUGCGGUUUUGAGAGAAUGCCGACCACCGGGCGGCCGGCGCAAUUCAUAAUGGUGGUCGUGGUUGCAGCAAGCACUGAGCAGGCAAUGGCAUGUUUGGGGUUUUCACGGUGAUUUUGCACCUCGCGCAAGGGAUGAAAGUACGGUAAUUACCCCAGCUCACAGUGAUACAGCAUGUAUGUUGGCUGUCAGCACGCUGAAUUGGCAUGGCCGGUUGCAAGUUAGCGACGGCUGAAGACAGUAGUAUUUGGGUGGACGUGGUAAAAUGUAUGCGAGCUGCAGAUAAGGUCUCACUUGGGUUACCACGGGUGGACGAAUGAAAAUAACUGAUGCGCGUGGUGUAUGAGCACGACAGCAGUUAUUGAGACCCAGACUGGAAGGUAAUAUGGAAGCAACUGCGGUGAGAAGAGGGGGAUUUCUGCCAGGAUUGCCUGCCACGUCCAGCAACGGCAGCUCUUACACCAGGCCGAAGCAUGUGGGCGCAAUGGGUAUCCAUGCAGAGAAAGCACAUCUGCAACGAGUCUCCACAUUGGCCCAGGUGGUGUCUAACGCUACUCAGAGCGGUGCUGAUCCCCGGCUCUGUGCUCUGGCCCUGCAAGACUUGGUUUCACCAGACGCCCAGGUUGGAAAGUACAAGCUAGGAAAGUACAGGGUCAAGAAGGGUGACACGCUCUCCGACCUGUCCCGCAAAUGCGGCCUGCCUGUGGAGGAGCUAGCGGAGCUGAACGAACUAGAGGAUCCGAAUCUGAUCCAGGCAGGGGCACAGAUCCUGCUCGCCUUUCCGAGGCAGUUCAUCGAGGAGCUGGCGCAGAGUGUGCCCUCGCGCCCGAGAGAAGGGGCCACGGAAGCAGCGCAAGGGCCGCGCUUGACAGUGCGUGUCAGCGAGAGGAGAGAGGGGAGUGCAAAGGUGCACGAAGCCCCUGUGCUGGAGCGGGAAAGAAUAUCCACAGCCACACCCUCGCAACCUGUACAAUCUACGUCCGACUCUCAACACUUACGGGGCGAGGCCGCUUGGUCUACCACGGCGGCCCCGGGGGUGGCUGGACUGCGCACCCCUGCAUACACUGUCAGCGUGAACUCCGUCAGAGUGCCUCGGAUGGGGUAUAGAUUGUCAUCUCAGUGGGCGUCUCUGGGCGCCCUUCUACUCAUAGUCGCGGCCUCAAGCCUUCUCCUCCGCCUGGGGUCGGAUCGGCUAUGGGGGGCGUAUGUUUCCGUUGGGUCGCAUCUGGCAGAGCGGAAACUUAGGGAGAAGGACCGGAGGGCCGCCUUGGAAGCUGCCAAGGAGGCCAAGAAAGCUGAGGCGCAGCGGAUGAAAAACUGGUGGUACGCGGUGGUGGAUGACGACAGGAAGGCGGCCCAGCUGGCGCCCGAUGCCGUCAACGGAAGCGUACGGUCGAGGCUCCCAUCCGAACCUAGUAUCGGGAAGCAAGCAAGGGAGAUCGAGCAGAAACGCUUAGAAGAGGAGUACAACACUUUCAUUCGUAAGAUCAAGGUAAAAGAAAAAGAUGACGGGCUCAUAGGGUGAGGAUAUACCCCUGUUCAAGAUCAGGAUUCGUAUGUCUUUGCCAGUCAACGAAAGCAGGCCUUAUUGUACAGCAGAACAUCAACGUAUAUUGUAGGAUUGGUUGCGACCGCUUAUUAGGAAACAGGUUGACCGUCUUGUUCAAAUCUCUGCUCUCAGAAUCCGCAUGCAUGUUGUAGGAAGAAGGUAAUGGUAGAACGUGCUGCUAUGAUAUGUGGCCGCAAUUCGACUUGCAAGAUAUUGACGACAAGAAAAUUGAUUGCUAACGUAAAAGGUUUGGACUAAAGGUGAGUUGCACAGCUGCCC
Klebsormidium nitens is the source of this 1942-nucleotide messenger RNA. The record is from the annotation of a GenBank genome assembly. NCBI's taxonomy places the organism in Eukaryota, Viridiplantae, Streptophyta, Klebsormidiophyceae, Klebsormidiales, Klebsormidiaceae.